Messenger RNA from Cryptomeria japonica (Japanese cedar), 846 nucleotides. RefSeq names its product subtilisin-like protease SBT3. Gene Ontology annotation, biological process: proteolysis. Lineage: Eukaryota; Viridiplantae; Streptophyta; Pinopsida; Cupressales; Cupressaceae. Bases 1 to 846 code for a protein of 281 amino acids. Gene Ontology annotation, molecular function: serine-type endopeptidase activity. The transcript has a single exon. The record is from RefSeq and is a predicted model, not a curated record.
AUGGAUGUCGUGGGUGUUGCUCUUCUGCUGUUAGCCUUGUCAAUGGCUGGUUAUGCAGUGGGUGCAGGUAGCACAGAGCAUGCUUCAAUUUAUAUAGUCCACAUGGAUAAGUCUGCUAUGCCCAAGGAAUUCCCAAGUCACGUUCACUGGUAUAAAUCGCUGCUGUCAGCUGUGAAAAAAACAAACGGGCAGCAGAGCACAGAGGAGGAGGAUCUGUAUCUUUACACUUAUGAUACUAUAAUGCACGGUUUCAGCGCCAUGCUUACAAAAUCGCAGCUGGAUUUGCUGGAGGAGAUGCCAGGUCACAUAUCAUCUUUUCCCGAUUCGUUGGCAACCAUGGAUACCACGCAUUCCACGGAAUUCCUGGAUCUUAGUUCUGAUAACGGUAUUUUGCCAAUAUCCCAAUCUGGGCAAGACAUAAUUGUGGGCAUGCUGGACACUGGAAUUUGGCCCGAGAGCCGGAGCUUCCAUGACGAUGGAAUGGGACCAGUCCCAGCCAGAUGGAAGGGGAUUUGUCAGAACGGUACAGCGUUCGCCUCUUCGCUCUGCAAUAGAAAGCUGAUAGGAGCACGCUAUUUUAACAAAGCUCUGGUCGCCAAGUACGGGAAUCUUAGCCUCAACGACGACUACAAUUCUCCAAGGGAUUCUGACGGGCAUGGAAGCAACACAUCGUCCACUGCAGGAGGUAACUAUGUGGAGGGCAUAGAUUUCUACGGCUAUGCUCCUGGUACAGCUCGUGGCGUGGCUCCUGCGGGGAGAGUUGCCAUGUACAAAGUGUUGGAAGUAACGAGUACUCUAAGAGGGGGAGGGGGUGAAUCAGAGUACACUAAAUCUUUAAAUUCAUAA